Sordaria macrospora k-hell is the source of this 897-nucleotide messenger RNA. Lineage: Eukaryota; Fungi; Ascomycota; Sordariomycetes; Sordariales; Sordariaceae. The record is from RefSeq and is a predicted model, not a curated record.
AUGGUGAACAAACCCUCCACCUACUCCGUCCUCGCCGCCUCCGCCAUCGUGUCUUACUACACCCAGAAAUCUCAAAACAAGGCCGUCCCCAUCGGCGUGUUCCGCCAUCCCACCAGCGACGGCACCGUGAUACCCCUUCCGAACUCCACAUUUCUCGACGUGGUGUACUGGCACCUAGGAGAGUUUGCUUCCAAAAUUGCCUACCAGUUUGGCUCACCUUCUUCGCCCGACUAUGUCAAAGGGGACGGACCAAGCAUACCGUGGGGCCAUGCGGAGGAUGCUUGGUCGGCUGUGGAGCUUUAUCGAAAGCUGCUCAGUGAAGCGGAUGAUGAGAGCAUAACUAUUGCCAGUAUCGGAUUCUUGGAUAAUCUGUCACUUCUCCUCGACUCCGAACCUGACCUAUUCUCCCCAUUGACCGGACGCCAGUUGAUCUCGCAGAAGGUGGCCGAGCUGGUUGUCAUGGGCGGUCGUUACCCUGCGGGAAAAGGUUGGAACUUCUUUGGUUCCGACCCCGAAAUACCUCAUCGCAACGGCGGAAACGGGCUAGGACUGGGGUCGAAGGGCACGGCAAAUGUAAUCAAUAACUGGCCUACGCCACAAAGAGAUGGGUGGAAAGGGAGGGUGGUGUACGUCGGUGAUGAAGUUGGCGGGAACGUCUUGACAGGCGCGGAGUAUGAUGAAGAGUACGGGUAUGGAAGGAACAGGGUGAAUGAGAGGGACGGGUCGAAUAAGUGGGUUUGGGAUGAGGAGACCAAGAAUCAGUUUGUGCUGGCGCUGGAGAAGACCGAAGAGACGGUGGCCAGGGAGAUUGAUCGGUUGUUUUUGAAGGGAGCGAAGAGCGCGGCCGUGGAAAAGGUUGCCCCAAUGAGCGGCGAGGAAGCAGGCCCGAAGAUUUGA